Molecule: messenger RNA, 410 nt
Organism: Grammomys surdaster
Lineage: Eukaryota; Metazoa; Chordata; Mammalia; Rodentia; Muridae
Gene: Smpx
Product: small muscle protein X-linked
Exons: 4
Coding region: 153-410 (85 amino acids)
Cellular component (GO): muscle tendon junction; M band; costamere
Source: RefSeq, a predicted model, not a curated record
CACUGGAAUUGAGAUCCCAGCUCAGAGGACACCGGGAGUUCCUUCUACCCCGUAAAGUGGUUUUUUUUGUGUGUGUGUUUUUGCACCUGGCUGCCUGGAACUGUCCUCAGGCAGUAAACAAAUCCAGAGAGCAGGGAUAAGACCUCGUGAAUAUGUCGAAGCAGCCAAUUUCCAACGUCAGAGCCAUUCAGGCAAAUAUCAAUAUUCCAAUGGGAGCCUUUCGUCCAGGAGCUGGGCAGCCUCCAAGAAGGAAAGAGAGUACUCCUGGAACUGAGGAGGGAGUGCCUGCCACCUCAGAGGAAAAGAAGCCAAUUCCUGGAAUGAAGAAAUUCCCAGGACCUGUUGUCAACUUGUCUGAGAUACAAAACGUUAAAAGUGAACUGAAAUACGUCCCCAAAGGUGAACAGUAG